Acaulospora colombiana is the source of this 280-nucleotide messenger RNA. The record is from the annotation of a GenBank genome assembly. NCBI's taxonomy places the organism in Eukaryota, Fungi, Glomeromycota, Glomeromycetes, Diversisporales, Acaulosporaceae.
AUGGACUCUACCACGGCCUAUAAGCCGGUUGCUCAAACACCCACAGCCCUUAAAUCAACGACAAUAUACGGAUACGGUUCAUGUUUCAGCGGUCCGACUCAUACGGAGAUCGAUGGCCAUCUUCAACUCACUCCUAAGCGGGCAUUUAUUUAUGCCUCUUACUCUCGUUUAAUGGCCUUCCAACGCACCUCCAAGCAAGAGCGUUCGAACUGGAUGCUCGCACAAGCAGAAUAUGGCAAUCAAAUAGGGACGUCAUCGACGAAAUCGCUCAUAAUAGACC